GGCUGGAUGGUCGUCUGUCACACAUCACCUAGCUGUUUAUAUCUUACAUGAGAGCAACCGCACCUACAGGUUACAAAACUGAAUUUUGAUGGCUCGAUGGUGCAAAGAUGGAGGAUGACAAAAAAACUGCCUCAGGGUUUGACAGCACUUUGCCAGAUGGAAGACAGGAGAUUUUAUUUAUUUUAUUUUUUUUCGGAAGCUAAUGUGGUUGAAAACAUUUCAGCUACGCCGACUGGAUUAUGUUUCAAGACAUCACGACGCUGCUUCUUGAUCCCAAGGCAUUCAACAACACGAUCGAUUUGUUCGUCGAAAGGUAUAAGGGGAAGAAUAUCUCGGUCGUUGCAGGAAUUGAGGCUAGAGGCUUUAUAUUUGGGCCUCCCAUUGCAUUAGCUAUUGGUGCAAAAUUUGUUCCAUUGAGGAAACCAAGAAAGUUGCCAGGUGAAGUUAUUUCAGAAGAAUAUGUCCUCGAAUAUGGAACAGAUUGUCUUGAAAUGCAUAUAGGUGCAGUUCAACAUGGGGAACGUGCUUUGGUAGUUGAUGAUUUGAUAGCUACUGGAGGUACUCUUUGUGCUGCAUUGAAAUUACUUGAGCGUGUUGGUGCUGAAGUUGUUGAAUGCGCCUGUGUAAUCGAAGUACCUGAACUUAAGGGUCGUGAGAGGUUAAAUGGUAAAUCAUUGUAUAUACUUGUGGAAUCUGGAUGACGGCAUCAGCAUUGUUCUCUCUUCCUUUAGGCUGUAGACAGUUCCGAUGUGUACAUUAGAGGGGCACUAUUGGUAAUUCCAUCGUAGAUAAUUCGUUGCCUGGACAUGGAUUCUGUUUUUGUUUUGGUUUUUUCAAUUUCUUCACUUUUUUUUUUUUUUUUGGUGGAGAGUAGUAAUUUUUUAUUAUCCAUUGGUGGUUGAUUAUGUUUUUCUGAUUAGCUACUGUAUCAUUCCUAUCAAAUUGUUUCAUUUUGAGAAGAUAGUUUGGAUGGAGCAA
Molecule: messenger RNA, 978 nt
Organism: Magnolia sinica
Lineage: Eukaryota; Viridiplantae; Streptophyta; Magnoliopsida; Magnoliales; Magnoliaceae
Product: adenine phosphoribosyltransferase 3-like
Exons: 6
Coding region: 240-701 (153 amino acids)
Biological process (GO): adenine salvage
Cellular component (GO): cytosol; cytoplasm
Molecular function (GO): adenine phosphoribosyltransferase activity
Source: RefSeq, a predicted model, not a curated record